GGUUUCUUUUAAGGUGUAAAAUAAAGGUUUGUGUAAAAUUAGUUUGAUAAGUAAGGAAGAUAAAUAGACAAACACAGAAUAGGAAAUAUUUUUGAUUAUUAAUGUUAGCACAAUAUAAAUAAUAAUAUAAAGAGAAUUGUGCGUUGAUUGUUUCUUACGGAUCAAUGAGGAGACGGGUAAGGACUCGAGUUGUUUCUUUGGUAAGGUCAGAGCCCUGGACAGAACGGAUUUGCCCAACCACAUCUGCGAGUUUAAAUAUCAGUUAUGAUAUCGAAACAUAAUAUAAACUCAGAUGCAAUAUGAUAAUAUACCUGGGAGUUCUAGGUUUGUGUUUGCAAUCACUUGGAAAUUGUCGAACAGUCUAGUUAUGACUGGAAAUUGAUCUCAGGAGCACCCGUGAUGACUUCAUCAUUAAUAGUUGGUGAGAUGAAAUGAAUGAGGAAUGAAUGAUCAGUUAUCUUGUACAUGCUUGACCACCUAACAACCUCAAAACGAUCGAUUUUCACAAUGGAACCGGCUUUCAAAGAUGACAUGUAAUGAUUAGCACGUCCGGCGGGAAUAAACCCAUGAAUCACGGAAUCUGCAAAUAAUAUUAUUCAACAAAGAAUCAGGAAAUCAAUUAAAAACAAUUAUAUUAAAUAAGUGUGAUAAAUCGAAGAUUAACUUACCUUUUCAUCAAGGAAGAGAAUCGUGAUUCCCAUAAACUCACUGUCUUUCUUGAAAUUCAGGGAAUCCCAUAAGCGAGGAGGUUAGAGGCUAUGCUCUGACUACUACGACCAAGACGGAGAGACUUGAAGGUUGAGUGACGGAUGCCGGGGAUGCCGAUUUGAGGAACUGGAGAGGCAGAAAGAGACAUUUUCUAGAAGCUGAUUAAAGCUAAGAGGAAUCAAUGAGUUUUGUGGAGAUGCAAAUUGGGUUCAUCAAAGAUGAGAAUCAUAUAUAUAGGGUUUCGAGAAGGACUACAAAUCAGAAAUAUUUAUGAUCAAGCGAUUUAAGAUGAGGAGAUGAAGAGUUCACCGGUGAAAAAAUAGAUUACGAACAGACACACGCCGCAACUCUGUAACUCAGUAUUGUCUAAGACAAUGAUGAAAAGAACCCUAACUCAUGUUAAACAAAGACAGUUUACAAUAUGGGAAAACUAUAAUUGUUUUUUUUUUCAUAUAACGUGAUGAAUCUCAUUUAAAAAUGAAACUCAUAAUACACUUGUAAGCCCGGCUCACAGAAAAAAUCGAAGAAGCAAGGAUUUCCGACCUUCAUAAAUAUAUAUUAGUUUCGGCCAUCAAUGUACAAAGUAUCAUUUAGUUUAGUGGUAUAAAUGAUAGUGUUUAUAUCUCAAUAAUCCGGGUUCGAACGAUGUGCUUGACAUUUUUUUUAUUUUUUUAAAAAGUGGAAUCCACAAAACGCUGACGUGGCGCGCCGAAGAGAGAGCAAAAACUGAAUUAUUAUAAUAUAGAUAACCAUGUGUCCGUGACUAAGGUUUUGAGUCCAAAUUAAAAGAAUCAAAUAUAUAAGAUUUUCCUUUUAUUCAUUUUUUUGCCCAAACUUUGCUUUUAUUCAUUCUUUAUCAUCCAAAAUAGAAAAAAUAAAAAAAAAUAGAAAGAAUAAAGAAAGAAAAAUCUCGGCCGACCAUAAAUCACCAGUAUUUAAUACUCUUUUAUUCACUUGUGCUAAUUUUUAGAAAACAACAAUGUUGGAAAGGAGACCGCAUCAUGAAGUCUUCAUCCAACACUUUAGAGAUAAGACUAAAGCGUGAUACAGAAGUGUGCUUCUUGUACGCCAGCGUGACAGAUCCGUGGACAUUAUAGGAUCAAACAUAGCUCCUCCAUUCCCAAUCACUCACAUCCUCCUAAAAGACAUCGUUAGCUUUGAUCCGCACAUCAAUCCCCUCGUCCAAUUAGACCAUGUUUUAUGCGAUCGUCUUUCUGUCCAAAUCACUCCCAAAGUAGCCGAGGAGUGAGUUCCAGGGAGUAACAUGAUCAUAGAUUCCACACUAGUAGUAUAAUUUGCAUUGAAGUUACAAAAGAUAUUUCUGUAAAAUAUUCAUUUUGUUCUUUAACUUUUUUUUAUUAAAUAGAUUUUUGAAAAUCUCAUAAAAGAAUAAAAAUCUACUCUCACAACACUCAACAUUGGAAUUACCUUUUUUUUUUUUUUUUUUUUUUUUUGUCACGGGCGGUCUCCGGAAUCCCAGAGGACUCGAACCCAGGUGCCUUGGGAUCCAGUUCACUCUAGUGUUACCACUAGGCUAUUCUGUCCCGACUUUUUUUUUUUUUUUUUUGUCACGGGCGGUCUCCGGAAUUCCAGAGGACUCGAACCCAGGUGCCUUGGGAUCCAGUUCACUCUAGUGUUACCACUAGGCUAUUCUGUCCCGGCCAACAUUGGAAUUACCUAUAAUUAAAGAAUCAGUAACAAAUACACUUUUUGAAUAAACUUUAUCAAUAUUUUAAGAAUUCAUAAAUCCAUAAACUAGAAUCUCAACUGAACUUUUUUUUUAGUUUGUUAACAUCCCCAAGUCUUGCAUAAAUAAGUAAAAAGGAAAGUAGAUUUACUUCAUACAGUACAUAAAGGUCACAAUACUUACCCUUACCUUAAGGAUUUGCGCGAUCGAGUUCUUCGUUUAGAUUCUCUCCCUUGCUUGAUAUUUUCCCUCUUGAUCGCCUCCUAUUUCUCGAUAACUUGAUCGUUGUAAUAGUUUUGAUCGAUGGACGACGAUUAUAUGAGCUACCAGGAGGAGGAGGACUAUGAUUGCUUCGAUCAUAAUCAGGAGGAUUAUUACGAGGAGCCAGAGUUGCAAGGCGUGUCCUCCAAAAACUCAACGUACCAAAUCAUCACGAUGGAAUCUCUUGUAGCGGCACAGAAGGAAGUUUUGGUUAGGGUUAUGGAGUCCUUAUCGGUCAAGGAGAGCCAAGCUAGGACACUUCUUAUUCAUCACCAGUGGAACGUUGAUAACUUGUUUGCUGUCUAUAUCGAGAGAGGCAGAGACAGUUUGUUCAAAAGUGCUGGUCUUAGCGUCUUUGAUCAUCCUUCUUUGAGUAAAUCGAGGAAGAAGAUGGCUUGUGACAUCUGCAUGGAAGAUGAUUUACCAAGUCAAGCGAUGACGGGAAUGGAGUGUGGUCAUUCCUUUUGCAAUGAUUGUUGGAAAGAGCAUUUUACUAUCAAGAUCAACGAAGGUCAGAGCAAAAGGAUCGCGUGCAUGGCUCAUAAGUGCAACGCGAUUUGCGAUGUAGAUGUUGUUAGGACACUAGUUUGUGCGGAACUAGCUGAGAAGUUUGAUCGUUUCCUCGUUGAGUCAUACGUGGAGGAUAACAAACUGGUCAAGUGGUGUCCAAGCACACCGCACUGCGGUAACGCGAUAAGAAAAGUUCUUGAUGAUGGCGGUGAGGUCGAAUGCUCGUGUGGUCAUCAGUUCUGUUUCAACUGUCUUGGUGAGUCUCACUCUCCUUGCUCUUGUUUGAUGUGGAAGCUAUGGACCAAGAAGUGUGAAGAUGAGUCUGAGUCAGUUACCUGGUUAACCAUUCACACGAGGAUGUGUCCCAAAUGCAGCAAACCUGUUCACAAGACUGUUGGAUGUAAUCUCGUGACUUGUAUUUGCGGGCAGUAUUUUUGUUGGCUGUGUGGUGGAGCUACUGGAAGUGCACAUACCUGGACGAGCAUCUCGGGUCAUGAUUGUGGUAGGUACAAAGAAGACAAAGUGAGGCAAACGGAGAGAGCCAAAAGGGAUUCAGAUAGGUACGCACAUUAUCUUCACCAAUUCAAAUCACACACCGAUUCAUCGAAGCAAGAGGACGAACUUAGAAAGAUUGUCCGUGAGAAGGCAGCCUUGGUGACAUUAAAGACUAAAGAUUCAGCGUUUAAAACCAUGGACUGGGCAAUAAACGGAGCCGACCUAUUAUUCAGAUCACGAAAAAUACUUUCAAAGUCGUAUCCUUUCGCCUUCUACAUGUUUGGAGAAGAGCUGUUUAAAGAUGAGAUGAGCGAUGAAGAUAGAGAGAUAAAGAAGAAUCUGUUUGAAAAUCAGCAGCAGCAACUCACAGGUAAUAUUGAGACACUAUCAGAGAUUCUAAACGUGUCUUUUGAUGAGUAUAGCUCUGAUGAGUUAAAGAAGAUGAGGGGUGAGACCAGAGAUAUUGGUCUUGUGGUUAAUAAAGUCUGCAAAUUAAUGUAUGAGUGCAUUGAGAAUGACUUAUUGGGCACAACUCAAGAUGGAAUCAACCAUAGCAUUUCACCUUACAGAUCAGAGGGGAUAGAGAAAGCAGUUGAGUUUUUGUGCUGACGUAUCAGAGAACUUAAAAGACACUAGGUGCUCUCUGUAGCAUUCAAAAGUUAUCAUUUAAUUUUAUUUCGUAAACAAUUGAUGCAGUGCACUAUAAAACUCUUUUUUAUCUUGGUUAUUCUUCAGUUUCUUUUUAAUGUAAUGCCGUUUUAUCA
Brassica napus (rape) is the source of this 4425-nucleotide messenger RNA. Its product is annotated as probable E3 ubiquitin-protein ligase ARI3. Gene Ontology annotation, molecular function: ubiquitin conjugating enzyme binding; ubiquitin protein ligase activity; zinc ion binding. Gene Ontology annotation, biological process: protein polyubiquitination; positive regulation of proteasomal ubiquitin-dependent protein catabolic process; ubiquitin-dependent protein catabolic process. Lineage: Eukaryota; Viridiplantae; Streptophyta; Magnoliopsida; Brassicales; Brassicaceae. Gene Ontology annotation, cellular component: cytoplasm; ubiquitin ligase complex. The transcript has a single exon. The coding region runs from base 2699 to 4270 and encodes 523 amino acids. The record is from RefSeq and is a predicted model, not a curated record.